UUGCAAUGAGAAGCCCCGAAGUAUUGCAUGAUAACAUCUAAGUUCUAAUCCAAAUGAUAGUAUUUUGAGGUGUUGUUUUGAAAAUUCAUCAAAUCGACAGGGAUUUUCAGUCUCGCACUAGGACAGGGAUGACACAUUCGUUUCAAAGUUGAAACAAGUUGCAUCGUAUUUGACGAAUUUCUCAUGACAAUUUUAUAUUUUGCUAUCGCAAUAAUUGGAAAUAAGACCAAGCCGUAACUACGUUGUUUCACUGGACUAAAUCUUUAUGGAACUAGUUAGGUCAAUAAAGUUUCGGGUCGCGAAACGAAAAUUCGUGUGUAUGUAGGUAACUUCAGCUAUUAGAGGAUAAGGUAACUUGUAUAUUGUUUCCUUCAAGAGCGCAGAGACAGUUCGUGACCGUAUUUCAUAUUCAACAGAACUUUCUGAAUGUACGAGUUUCGACCUCAUCAGCAUUUUGAUAAUGCAUUUUGAUGUUGAUACUGUGUAUGCGAAUAAGAUCUCUGCGGACGAUUCAGCCGACGGAAAGACAAACCUUUGAAUCUGAUAUUUGUGCGGUUAUUGUGUCUACAAUUCCACCGUCCAGAUCGAAUCCAAGAACCUAAGACUUCCUCCUCAUACAGCUGCUGCCACUGGAACGAUGCUGAUUACCCCGAGCACGAGGACUCAAAUAGGAUCUGAAGGCAGUUGCUGGAGGAGGCGGUGCCAGUGUUCCUGUGACUAUCAGAUGGCCCGAUGAUAAACCUUCAAAACGCAUUGUCUCAGACCAUAUAGUAACAACCUUACCUGUAGAUAAUUGGCCCGAUGAUUGGCAAGAUGAUUGGUCCGAUAAUGCACUACAGAACGGAGAGUCUGAAAGUGAGGUAACGGCGGACGUUUGUGUUUAUCAACGGACUGGAUACAUCUUAUCUCAAGCUGAUGUUAGAAGAGGAUUGGCCAGUGUUCCUGUGACUAUCAAAAGGUUUGAAAAUAUAUCAUCCAGUCUCCUUAUCUCUGUGGAUAUAGUACCGAUAUUUCAUGUUGAUGAUUGGCCAGACGAUGCUAUCAAGAAGACCUGGCGAAUGGACGAGGACACCUUGAGGAAGAGUGGGUAUAGGCUGGUCCUGAAACCGCCACACAAGGACAGUGAGUACGGACGGUUGCUACCCGAGGAAGACAGAGAAAGAAUGUUGCGGAUCUCCUUCUCUCAUCUAGAACCUGCAACAAUCGCACCUUUGGAUCCAAGAAUCAAAGACGCCUACAUCACAGCAAAGUGUCUGAGGUCACCUAUGGCAUGUGGCGUUGUGAUUAGAGAUACGAACGGCGUCAUACAUUUCGUCAGUCACUUCCUUACAAGCUACCUCCUGAAGACAGUCUUCCUCCAUAACAUAGACGACUUCCUUGAGACAAACAGGAGCCUGCCAGAGAUGGUCUACAUCAUCUACAGCCAACUUGAGGAUUACCUCGGCAAGGGCAACCUACCGUUCUACUGGCAGCCCAGCGUCAAUCUGCUGGAAGGCUUGAAACUCAACAUAGCCAAGUCUCAUCAAGUCGCCAAGUUGAUGACGGCAAUCGUUGGUAGGAUGUCCCGCCUGGAGCGUGGUGAUGAGAACCAUGGUGACGACGCGAGGGAAGAUGGGCCAGGCAUUGAAGCCGCUGAUGACGAGCCUGACAUAGGUUGUUACAUCGUCAGAUUAGAAUAGCGAGCAAGUAAUCUUCACCCCGAUGAACACUUUGUAUGCGAGACGGAUGCUCCGGUGUAACCACAUCUAUGGUUAUUCCCUGACCUCACCCGGCCCCGCCAGUUCAAACCACGAGAGUGCAUGUGUACGAGUUGGGCCGACGCGACAGGCGCAGCGGUCGGAGAGAGUCUCUGGCAGGGUAUCUCGGACUUUGGUUCGAAAUUCUAAAAUACCUUGGUACCGUAAAGUCAACUUUUAAAUGGAAAAUGCAUAAGCCUCGUUCUGAGAGUGGAGUGUUUUGGACACGCAACCAAGAUGCUCUACCAAAGUUCCCUCGGGUUGCACUAAAAUGUGGAACCAUGCACACAGCUCACUUCAGAAGUUUGAGGCUCUCAAAACACUGCUUCAAACACAAAUCAGCCAAGGAAGCAUCAACCACCCUAAGUUUUUUAAUGAGCACUACACAUAUUUGCCGAGAAAAACGCCCCAAAUAGCCCAUUUGCGCGGAUUUUAGCGUCACUUGAGCGAGCCGAUCCGGACUUCCUAUAGGCGCUGCCGUAACAUAAUGUAAACAACGGCGCUACCGGCGCUCCGGGCAGGCGAUGGAUGGAAUUUGCCAAAUUCGCACAUAUUCAAGUUAUCUCGUGGCCUAUCUUUUUAAGUUUGAGGUAUUUUAGAAUAGAAAUUGAACCCUCGGCUUCGGACCUUGGUUGAGUUACCAAGACACUCUCGGGUGGAGCUAAAAUUUCGUCCAAACCCUCGCCUGUCGGCUCGGGUUUGGACUGUAUUUUAGCUCCACCCUCGAGUGUCUUGGUAACUCAACCAAGGUCCUCCGCCUCGGGUUCAAUUCCUUAAUCGAAAGCCUCAAGUGCGUCAGGACCUUCAAAGCCAAGUGGUAGGGAAUUCGUUCUCGAAAUGACACCGGGCUCAAAAUAGCUGCUAUGUUGACUUUGAGAGAGAGAAUGGUGAGGGAUCGUGUGGUGUACAAAGGAAAACAAGCACAACCGUAACAUUUUAGAAAACUUCGGAAAUUAUUCAGACCCCCUCCACCUCUUACAACUCUCCGUUAUUCAGAGAUGAAAUUGCAAAACUGUAGACUUUCCGAGGUUGGGGACACAUCACGGAGAUGAUAUACCAAAUGUUCACCACUUCUGAAAAAAAGUUUCAGAACUUUCAGAUUUUGGUAAAAAAUGCAACCCUGUCUUAUUUAAGAUGAUUUCUGAAGUUUUACAAUCUAUUUUCUACUUUUAACUAUGAAAUUGAUACAAAGGCGACACAUUGGCAUUGUUCAUCUCGACUGAGUUGAAUGUUGGAUGGCAUCCAACGACAAUGCGCAUAUUAUCAACAUGGGGCUUGGCUUACAUAUCCAGACACUCUCAGAUCGGUAUUAUGACAUAGGAAGUUGGAUGUUGCACUCAAUUCCUUUCAUAGUACUUAUGAGUUACUUACACCCUUUGAUAUGCUGACUGCAUGGGUGAACAAAGGUAUGGACUGGUAUAUCUUGUAUUGACAUGUUAACUUGUAUUGAUAUUGUAAUUGCAUGAGGUAGGGUAGCUACCUUAUAACCUUAAUAUCCUUAUGUAUUGAAUUGUAUAAAUUGUAUUGUCAUGUAUUUACAUGUAUAAACUUGUAUCGACUUAUAUUGUAUUAUGUUCGGUGUAACCUUUUAUAAUUAUAUGUGUCACAAUAUUAUAUGGUAGAAGUCAGAAGGCCUAGAGAUUGCAAGCUGUUUGAAGCCUGUCUAUUACUAUCAUAACAUUAUAUUGCAAGAGAGUCACAUUCAUUAUUUCCUAUAUUUUGUGAGUAACAUUUAAGAGUGUGAAGCCUGGUAGGCCCUGUCACAAGUUCUAAAUGAUCAAGUGAUUACGGUUUUAUGUACGCUUGUAAUGACGCUCAUUACAGAAUGACUGCAAACUUGUGGAUGGAUAUAGAUUGAAUACUCGUUAAGGUGAUGCUAUAGUGCCUCCAUGUUGCCAGUCAACAAGAAUUCAUCCAAAAUAUCCACAAACUGGUAAAAGUGUUACUCGGAGAACAUAAUAGUUUGCGUUGCCACCGAACAACAUGUUAUAUGACAAAGACAAGCAAGUGCUUUUACUUCAAUUUUGUGCAGAAAGGCUUUGUGUACAUGUACAGUACAUAUAGUGUUUUAGAUAAAAUCACACGCCAGUCUCUUUCAUAUCAGCCAUUAUCUUGUCCUAUUUGUUGAUGUUUGAAAGAGUUCCGGUGUUCCUAAUACAUUAACAUAAUAAAGAGUGAGUAUAUAGUUUCACCUUAAGGGUUGACAAUAGGUAUCGCCAUUUUGUCGAGUCCUCCAAAUCCUAAAGCCUUUAGAGCUCUUUCAAAACAUAGUGAAAGCUCAUUUCAAGGGCUGGAGUCUGUUUAUUGCUUUCCAGAGAACAGCCUCCAGGGUUUUAAAUGAGCAUUCACUACAUUUUGAAGGUGUUCUAAUCGCUUUUUGAUUGCAAUUUCUAGCCAAAAUGGCGGUACCUAUAUUCAACCCUUAAUCUUAGUGCACCUUCAGUUUUCCAACAAUUGUUUGGGUGUCUUUUUAGACUUCAAACUAUUUUGAGUUUCUCUCUAACGUUGUUUAAGCCAACUCGCUGGUCUUAAUGACUGAUCAUAAAAUUCAGUUUUAUUUAAGCUACAUGUGUGUAUCUUUUCCCAAUAUAUGUACCGUUUAGAUAUUCGCUGCAGUGGCGAUUUUUACGUGACCAUAAUGAGACCGUAGAAGGUUAUUCUAACGUGAAUUAUUUUGGCCGAUACGCGAAUUUGUUAUGAAAGAUAAUUAUUUAAUGAAGGUUGAAAAGAUUUUAUGGCGGUAAAGGCUGGGUAAUGACUGGUAAUGUAGUGAGUGGGUUAACGUGACAAAACAACUUCGACUUGAUCACUCAUUCUAACCAUUCCAGCGAAGUGUCCUUGCGAACCAUAUGCAAGUUAUUGUAAACAUUUUCAGUGAGAUUUUGAUUUUUGAAGGCCCAGGUGUCCUUGGUCGAAGUUGCUCAAUGCAAAUCUCCUUUGAUUCAGAGUUUCCUAAUGAGAAUUUCAUCAUGGCAUGUGUAAAAAAGAGGUAGUCGCUGUGAAUGGUUGAUUUUGGGUUGUAAACAAUGGAUUUUGUGCCAAACUGGUGGGUUUUGGGUGGAAAGAUUUGUUAGGAUACAAAUCCGGUGUUUUAAAAACUUGAAAGUGGCAAGAGUGGUUUUAUUAAAGUGGUUUGGUGUUAUUAGAUUUACCUUAGUAAAAUUUCAGUUCGAGAUAAGACCACCAUUGAAUAUUCAUAGGUUGCAGUAUUCAGACCUAUCAACGAGAAGCUUUUCCGAUUAUCUUUAAAAAUCCGCGGUCAACGACCACUUUAAUUUCCACAAGUUUGUCGCCAGACUGUCCGAAAUAUCAUAUCCACAUCUAAGAUUCAAAACUGCCCGCAGUAAUUGGUGCGACGUGGGCAAACUUUGGCAAAUGAACUGAUGAAAGUCUUUAACAAAAUUAAUCAAUGGUGGUUUUGCCUCGUUGGACGAACGAGUCCUUCAGUUCUCACCCCCUAUUCUAGUAGGCGCUGUCUACCUGUCUCAACACUUGCGACAGGCGACACUUCAAAAAAGAAAGUCCUGGCUUUACUGUGUGUUUCUGAACCGAAGUCCGUUGCGAUUAUAUUUUAUAGUUCGGCUAAUUCAAGCCAUUAUAUGUGUACAUGUAAUCAUGUGCAAUUUCGCAAAUCAUUUUGAUUACAGUUCAGUAAUGCACAGAUAGGGGGAGAUAUUGCUUGUAAAUGGAAUGUUCAUAAAAUUCGUGUCCGUCUUCAAGCAAUAAGACUCGAAAUAUGGUUAGACGCUUUAUGUCAUUCGGUACAGAUUCAUCCUAACCGGUGUAGAAGUAGAAAAUGUCCGAGGGAAAAACCAUCCACCCUAUUGUAUUUUGUCAGAUUAUGGUAUUAUGGUUCUUUCGGUGACAUUACCGUCAAUAUGUCAGAGAUUAAAGAGCAUAAUAGAAUCCUUUGCUCGCCCGGAAAUUCUAUUCUGAGACAUUUCCUACACCGGACUCAUUGAAAACACUCAUAUCUCGAUAUCGAUAUGAGGGCGGU
This is a messenger RNA of Lineus longissimus, 5733 nucleotides long. Its product is annotated as cyclic GMP-AMP synthase-like receptor. The record is from RefSeq and is a predicted model, not a curated record. Lineage: Eukaryota; Metazoa; Nemertea; Pilidiophora; Heteronemertea; Lineidae. The transcript has 3 exons. Bases 1059 to 1679 code for a protein of 206 amino acids.